Penicillium salamii is the source of this 3075-nucleotide messenger RNA. The record is from the annotation of a GenBank genome assembly. NCBI's taxonomy places the organism in Eukaryota, Fungi, Ascomycota, Eurotiomycetes, Eurotiales, Aspergillaceae.
AUGAUGGCCUGGAUUUCCAACAAGGGCCUCGGUGCCAGGGAUGCAAUCUCAGAAGCUCAUAUGCUAGUGACCGAGCUUUACAAUCCAGCAAACCAACGAGACCCCGCUAGGAUCAAUGAGAUCCAAGCUCGCCUUCAGCAACUGCAAAAGACAGAGCAUGCAUGGUCGAUUGCAGAUUCCCUUUUGCAAAACGAGCACUCAUCCCAGCAUCGUUUUAUGGGAGCCCUCACCUUCACAGUGAAGAUCAAUGUCUCAUGGAAUGAAAUCGACGAAAAUGCCGCGGCGGAAAUCUUGCAACACCUGAUCAAUCGAUUUGUACACAUUGUCAACAAGGGCGAACAGGCAUUGGUUGUGCGAAAACUGGCUUCUAGCCUGGUUGCUAUCAUCAAGAAUCCGUCAACCCCCCGUAAACAGGCUGUGUGGCAGCUGGCCGCAAGUCUAGUGAACGGCGAAUACGUUUCAGAAGAACUAGCCUUAGGUGUGGAUUUUCAAGAACGGAUUUUGCCAGCAUUGAACGCGAACGCGUCAGGGGCACUCCUGUUUUUCUCCAUUGCACUCGCCGAGGAAGCAGUUCGAGCGGAAUCGGAGGCUACACAUAGAGCUAAAGACCAAUACCCUCUCCACCAAGCCUUGCAGAGCAUGAAAGCCGGAUUAUAUUUGGUCCAAUUUGUGCUGAACGGCAUCAUGCAGCAUUCACAAAAAUUUGGAGAUGAUGCAAUCGACGCGGCAUUAGCUGCAGAAGCAAUGAGCAGCUGGAAGACGUGGCUGAGUUUUCAUGGAAUCCGCUCACGCUCUGUCCCUGAGGAUGUCGAUCAACUGGCUAUAAGCUGCGGGAAGACUAUCAUCGAGACACUCAGGGUACCUAGCUUGAGUGAGAACGCUGCUUCAAUCCUGACCCAAGCCUUUGAAAGUCGUCGUUGGGUCUUUGACGCUAGCUCAUUAUCUCUCGUUGCUGAGGUGCUCGCUUUUUCCAUUGUGACUGGUCACAUCACAGCUGUAAGUAACGGAGAUGAAGGUCUUGAAAGCAUGGCAUUCGUCGAUCUUCUUAUAGCCUAUGUCUCGCAUCUUUACUUGGAUGUCUUCACCGUCCCUUUAUCCCCACACCACGAAGCCAUCCUUCGCCUCGUCCACGGAAUCUUCAAAACUCCGGGUUAUGCGUCCAUUGACGAUCUCGGCACCCCACGUGCUUUGGAAUUCUGGAGUGAGAUUGCCGAGAGUGUCCUCGAUGAUCUCAAGCCAGAUGAUCCCAGAUACGACUUGAUCAAGUCGCAUCUGGCUGAGGUGGUCUUGAUUCUCCCGAGCAAACUCUUGUACCCCACUUCCGAAGAUCUGGCAGACUGGAGUGAUGAAGAGCGCAGCGAGUUUGGCGCUUUCCGCCACGAAGGUUGUGAUUACCUCCUCGCGGCAUAUCCCAUUAUUGGUGUUGAGUUAGUCACUGUCUUCCAGAGAAGUGCAACGUCGCACCUUCAAGGCGGCGAUUGGCGCAACUUUGAAACUGCUAUGUUUUGCAUAGCCCAGCUCUCGGAAGCAGUUGACGAUAACUGUCACGCUGACCAGUGCCUUGACGACAUCUUUGGCAGCAAUGCCUUUGCCCGGCUUUGCGCUGGCGGGGAGACUGGGAUGCCGGUUAAAGCUCGCCAAACCUUGGUUGAUUCUUUCGGGAAAUACGAGUUUUAUUUCGAACGUAACAGCUCACUACUUCCAGGGGUUCUCAAUAUUCUCUUUGAAUCUCUCAGCUUCGAGCUGUGUGCCCAAGCGGCUUCGAGGUCUAUCUUGACUCUUUCCAAAUCUUGUGCCCGCCUCUUGACCUCAGACUUGCCUGUGUUCUUAGAUCAACUAGACAAAUUCAGGAGCAUGCCAACAGCCACGGCUUCAACUAUGCCCAAGGUACUUGAGGGCAUUGCGACCAUCAUCCAAACUCUGUCAACCGACGAGGAAAAGGUCCAAACGCUAGAAAGGAUUCUUGGUUUCUUUGUUCAGGAGGCUAACACAGCCCGGGAAGAAGUUACGGGUCCUGCUCAUGAACAUGGCCGUCUACGCGGGCAUCUGGUCUUAAGCUGCAUUGCUAGCAUUGGAAAGGGCCUUCGUUCAGAGACCGACCUAAUCAGUAUUGAUGAUCUGCCGGAUGAAGGACCCUAUCCUGCAUCGUUUUGGAACUCCGGACCAGGGGCCGAGUCCCAACGUCUGCUCACGGAAGCCAUGCGACUUCUCAUUGUUGGAUUCCCCGUGGACAACGGCAUAAUUGAAGCAGCCUGUGAUAUUCUGAAGGCUGGCUACACGGAGCGAGCCGGACUCUUUGUUUUCCCGCCUUCGAUGACUGUCGACUUUAUCAAAAGCUUCCCUCUCGGUAUCUCAGGCACGGACAUUAUCAUGGCAACCGCAUCGUCGUUCUUGGCUUCCCACGCUUCCCAUGCAAUGCAAAUUCGCGCUCAGGCGGAGGCCCUGACUGACCAUGUUGCCCGGCUGUUUUCCUCUAUGCUCCAAACCCCGGAAUUGUAUGAUCCAGAGACUGCCAACGCCGGAAUUGACUUCCUAGCUCGUCUGCUACCGAAGUACUACCAAGUCUUAUUCAUUCCUAUGGAGUCCAACGCCGAGUCUCCUCUCGCCGUGUUGCUUCACUUCAUACUUCACGCAUUAAGUCGCCCGGACCCACUCCCCCUCCGAGCCGCAUCUGCAUUCUGUGUUGCUUUGGUAGACCUCCGCAGUACUUCCCCUGAGGCAACCAAUGCGAUCGACUCUGUUCAUCAGGAGUUCAUCCCCCGUUUGUGCUACACGAUCGUGCAGCAGAUUGCCGGUCAAUGCGCAAGAUCAGAUAUGAAAUUCUUCAGUGACGCUCUGCGACGCACCAUAUUCAAGAAAAUGGCGCUCGCGCGACCCGCUCUGAAAGCUGCCCUCGAAGAUCUCAACCCUCAGUUCACAGACACCAAUGGUCAGCAAGUGCCUCUUCUCUCGCCGCAAGAUAAAUCGCGAUUCUUAGAGUCGCUUGUUAUCGCUCGGGGUGCUGCGACUCCCUCCAUAGACCUUGUGCGGGACCUCUGGCUGAAAUGCCGAAGGGUGGAAUUUGAUUAUGUCUAG